Andrographis paniculata is the source of this 1713-nucleotide messenger RNA. RefSeq names its product WD-40 repeat-containing protein MSI1-like. The record is from RefSeq and is a predicted model, not a curated record. The transcript has 7 exons. Gene Ontology annotation, cellular component: nucleus. Gene Ontology annotation, biological process: regulation of gene expression. Gene Ontology annotation, molecular function: histone binding. Lineage: Eukaryota; Viridiplantae; Streptophyta; Magnoliopsida; Lamiales; Acanthaceae. The coding region runs from base 145 to 1461 and encodes 438 amino acids.
AAUUCAUUUCACAAAAACCAUUCCGCGUGAAAAAGCACUGCUAGUUCUGCUCUGGAAUCUCCGCCUUCCCUCCAAUUUUCCUCUCCAAAUCUCACAAAUCCGACGGCGCGAUUCGUCUCCGGCAGUGGUAAGGGAGCUCCGCAAAUGGGGAAAGACGACGGCGAGACGAGGGGAGAGGCAGAGGAGCGCGUAAUAGACGAGGAGUACAAGAUUUGGAAGAAGAACGUACCGUUUUUGUACGAUCUGGUAAUCACACACGCGCUCGAGUGGCCGUCGCUGACGGUGGAGUGGCUGCCUGGCCGGGAGGAGCCGCCGGAGAAGGACUACGCCGUCCAGCGGCUAAUUCUCGGCACGCACACUUCGGAGGACGAGCAAAACUCUCUGAUGCUGGCGGAGGUUCAGUUGCCUUUCGAACACACUGAGAAGGACGCUCGCCAUUACGCCGAAGAUCGCGCCGAAUUUGGGUAUAAAAAUGGGAAGGUGCAGAUCAUCCAACAAAUUAACCACGAGGGGGAGGUGAAUCGCGCUCGUCACAUGCCUCAAAAUCAAUCCAUUAUUGCCACCAAGACAGUCAGCGCAGAAGUUUACAUAUUCGAUUACAGUAAACAUCCGUCUAAACCUCCCCUGGAUGGUGCGUGCAGCCCCGAUUUGAGACUCACUGGUCACAAUGCCGAAGGCUAUGGCUUGUCGUGGAGUCACUUCAAGCAGGGCCACUUGUUGAGCGGCUCAGACGAUUCCCAGAUAUGCUUAUGGGACAUAAGUGCUGUUCCAAAUAACAAGUCUCUAAAUGCCAUGCAGAUAUUUAAGGUUCAUGACGGCGUGGUCGAAGAUGUGGCUUGGCAUUUCAAGCAUGAGCACUUAUUUGGUUCCGUUGGAGACGAUCAAUAUCUGCACGUGUGGGAUCUACGAACCCCAUCUCCUGUAAAGCCUAUACAAUCGGUGACUGCGCAUCAAAGUGAGGUGAACUCCCUGGCUUUCAAUCCAUUCAACGAGUGGGUCGUGGCAACCGGAUCCACCGACAAAACCGUAAAAUUGUUCGAUCUACGCAAGAUUUCCAUGGCAUUACACACUCUGAAUAGCCACAAGCGGGAGGUUUUCCAGGUUGGAUGGCAUCCGAAGAACGAAACCAUCUUAGCUUCUUGCUGUCUCGGUAGACGAAUGAUGGUCUGGGAUCUUAGCAGGAUCGACCAAGAACAGGCCCCCGGAGACAAUGAGGACGGGCCACCGGAGCUGCUGUUUGUUCACGGUGGGCAUACGAGCAGAAUCUCCGACUUCUCGUGGAAUCCGUGCGAUGAUUGGGUCGUUGCCAGCGUAGCUGAGGACAAUGUUCUUCAGGUGUGGCAGAUGGCCGAGAACAUCUAUCACGACGACGACGAGCUGCCUGCCGCGGGCGGAGACAGAAGAUGUGAUGGGUAUUUAAAUUCUGGGACCUCACCGGGCACCGCCAAGCCGACGCAAUAGCGGACAACUUAUGUAAACAUCCUACACGUACCCACCCACCAGAACAUUCUUUCUCUUAUAAAUACAAACAAAUUCAGCAUAUUUUCACAGCUAUUACAAUUACAAGUACAAAACUCCACCGGAGAAGAGGUGAAGAGGAUACUAACAAGAAAUAAUUAAACGAUGAAGGAGACGCAGCUAAGGUGAAGACAGACAUCGGAAAACGAAGACCUAGAAGAAAGGAGAAGAAAAUUGUACAGCAUCAUCCACAAC